Molecule: messenger RNA, 1929 nt
Organism: Pelobates fuscus (common spadefoot toad)
Lineage: Eukaryota; Metazoa; Chordata; Amphibia; Anura; Pelobatidae
Gene: LIME1
Product: Lck interacting transmembrane adaptor 1
Exons: 6
Coding region: 358-1125 (255 amino acids)
Biological process (GO): T cell receptor signaling pathway; B cell receptor signaling pathway
Source: RefSeq, a predicted model, not a curated record
CUGCGUGCCUUCAUCUUGCUAUCACACUCCAUUUGCAAUCGCUGUCAUCUUCUACGAUACCGUUUGUAUUUCCAAGCCAAUUUCGAGAUGGUGGAUUUUUUAUAAACUCGUCUUCCACGCAGACACCACCAAUUCUCACCAUACACUAACAGGCCCUUGCCGCUCACAUACUUUCAUCUUCUAGGUACACCUUGUACUCCGUAGGAAAUCUCGCAAUCACAUUUUCAGCCUGUCACUGUCAUCUGCACUGGCAGCUACCCCAGAGAAGGUACCUUCUUAAAGAGGGGAUUUAGGAAGGAUCACAGCAAGGCGAUGGCUGGAUGUCCUCUCUGAAGAUCUUCAUUCGACGUUGCGCACAUGGCUUUAGGUCGUGUGCAGAAGGCCUCUUCAGGGUUCUCCUUCCCUGGAUUCUGUGCUGCAAUCGGGCUUUUCUUCCUGCUCUGGGCACUCUGCACCGUCUGCAAGAAACGGAAGAAGAGGAGGAUGCAGAAUAUUUUCACCACCCGAGCACCCAUUGUGGACGUGUCCCUGCUCCGCCAGACGCAGCUUCGAUCACUCAGUAAAUCUGACACCAAACUGCAUGAGAUCCAGAGAACCCAACCAGGAAACCCCCAGCUCAGACCAGUGAGUAUGGAUCCUGUCUGGAUGUGGCAGCGCCCUCCGUGUGCCACGCCAUCUGACGCCACUUACUCUAACCUGUUGUACAACACAAAACCGCAACACACCGGUCUUUAUGAAAGAGUGAACACACCGUCAGAACUGGAGGGCUCAAGGUGUCCCCCGUCAGAGAAUGCAGUGACUGAUGAGUAUGCAUGUGUAAGGAAGCUGAAAAAGGGGGGGGACACCUCAGCACCCCCUCAUGUUACUCACCCCUGUCCUAUAAACAGACCAGAUGGGCUAAAGAUUGAAGAUAUGUACUCGAAGGUACACAAGAAAAAGAAAUCUGAAGAUAACAUAAAUGUUUGCAGAAGUACAGGGAAUGUUCCCGGGAAAAACACCAGGAGCUCUGAGCAUAUUUCACCUCCGAAGGUCCUAGCAAUGCAAGCCGAGGAAAACUUAUACGAAAGUAUCUGUGAGAUGAGCAGCCAUGCUAAUGGGCUAGAACAGGAUAUUACAGAGUUCUAAGCACCAUCUCGCCUUCACACUAAUAUUUGCACUGUUGAUAAUUGCUGAACUUGGAGAGCGAGGGGGUGAGGAGCUCAAUAUAUAUGGGAUCUCCCAAAACGAGAAUGGGUCUGACGAAAUGUCUGAGAUAUAGGUAAAAUAAAGAAUUUUACUAUGAGCUGUAACGAGAUUUCUGAUACUGUGUGAAUACAUGGAGGGGUGAUGUGUGCUGUAGUAAUUAAAAAAAAUGUACAAAAAAAAAAAGCGAUAAAAGCCCUACAUCGCCCAAUAAGCAUAUAUUUCUACACAAGGUAAUUUGGCAACUGAGUUAAAACUUCUAUUAGACGGACACAUAGCUUCAUUCAUGUUUUUUAAUGAAUCAGGAAAAAAACAAACUUGACAGCUGUGCAAAUAUUAGUACUAUCCUGCCAAAUUAGAUACAGUUGGCUAGUAUACUUGAUGGUUGGCAAGUGAUCAUUGCUAUAGGCCACCAUUCACGGCACUACAGAUUAUUUUUUUCCUGAGAAAAAUAUUAAAUACACAUCGUGAGAGUUUUAAAAUGUUAUGUUAACUUCUGCUCAAAUAAAAUGUAUUCAUCCUUAUCUUGGGAACUCUCAAGCCUACAUUUUAGCUACCUGUCAAUCACGGUUAUAAACUCUGCCCUUCCCACCUGUCAGUCAGCAUAGUGAGUGUGCCCUCACUGUGCCAGGGUAAAAGCGGGACUGUGACCAAGUGUUUACAAUGUAAGGGACCUGCGUGUCCCAAAGUGACGCAGAUUGUUUGGGGACCUGUGAGUCUCACCAAUGCAUGUCGGUUACAAGUUAU